Messenger RNA from Zea mays, 1501 nucleotides. Its product is annotated as Peroxidase 53. The coding region runs from base 256 to 1266 and encodes 336 amino acids. The transcript is spliced from 4 exons. NCBI's taxonomy places the organism in Eukaryota, Viridiplantae, Streptophyta, Magnoliopsida, Poales, Poaceae. Gene Ontology annotation, biological process: hydrogen peroxide catabolic process; response to oxidative stress. Gene Ontology annotation, molecular function: peroxidase activity; heme binding. The record is from RefSeq and is a predicted model, not a curated record.
ACGCUCGCUCGUCGACCCGAAUGAAUGGGAAUUGUAUGAUUGCUCAUCCUUCAGAUCCAAGAAAAGGCGCGCGCUCCCUGUGACCACCUCACGAACUCCGUGGCUAUAAGACUCGCCGGGCCAUAACACUGAACUGAUCGAGUCACAUGCUAGCGUGCGUGUGCGUGUGCAACGGCUAUACCACCUGCGCGACCCACCGCGAGCGCCCGCAGCUAAGCUAGCUCUCGCUCGCGCGCUCUGGGAGAGGAGAGAUCAAUGGCGUCCCGUGGCAGCAUGACCUGUAGUCUUCAGCUCGCCGUCCUCGUUUCCGCCGCCAUCGCGCUCGGGUUCGGCGUCCGGGCCGGCGAGGCGCAGCUGUCCAGCGAGUACUACGGCCAGACGUGCCCCGUCGUGCACCGGGUCGCGCGGCGGGUGCUGAAGAAGGCGCACGAGGCCGACGUCCGCAUCUACGCCAGCCUCACCCGCCUCCAUUUCCACGACUGCUUCGUGCAAGGCUGCGACGGCUCCAUCCUGCUGGACAACAGCUCGAGCAUCGUGUCGGAGAAGUUCGCCACGCCCAACAACAACUCGGCGCGCGGGUACCCCGUGGUCGACGCCGUCAAGGCGGCGCUGGAGGAGGCUUGCCCAGGCGUUGUCUCCUGCGCUGACAUACUGGCCAUCGCCGCCAAGAUCUCGGUCGAACUGUCCGGCGGGCCAAGGUGGCGCGUGCCUCUCGGCCGGCGCGACGGCACCACGGCCAACAUCACCGCCGCCAACAACCUCCCGAGCCCCUUCGACAACCUCACUACGCUCCAGCAGAAGUUCGGCGCCGUCGGCCUCGACGACACCGACCUCGUCGCGCUCUCAGGGGCGCACACGUUCGGGCGCGUGCAGUGCCAGUUCGUGACGGCGCGGCUGUACAACUUCAGCGGGACGAACCGGCCGGACCCGACGCUGGACAGGGGGUACCGGGCGUUCCUCUCCCUGCGGUGCCCGAGGGCCGGCAACGCGUCGGCGCUCAACGACCUCGACCCGACCACGCCGGACACCUUCGACAACAAUUACUACACCAACAUCGAGGCGCGCCGUGGGACGCUGCAGUCCGACCAGGAGCUGCUGUCGACGCCCGGCGCGCCCACGGCGCCGAUCGUCGGACGGUUCGCCGCCAGCCAGAAGGAGUUCUUCAGGAGCUUCGCCAGGUCCAUGGUCAACAUGGGGAACAUCCAGGUGCUGACGGGGAGUCAGGGUGAGAUCAGGAAGAACUGUAGGAUGGUCAACGGAAGCUAGACCCGUCGACGGCACAAGUUACUGGUGAACUGAAAGCAGUUCUGCUGUAUGUACGAUGCCUCAAACAUGUUGAUGGGAUAAUGGUGCGCCGAUCGAUUUAUUUGUCAAGGAGAUCCAAUAAAUUGGUUUUUUGCAUUUUUUUUUCAACAAAUAUAUACAUGUACUAAAGGUCCGUUUGACAGAGCCAUUCAGCUCUAGUUUCACUAGAAAGUAGUAUUUUUUAGAGCUGAAGUCA